UUUAUCACUAACUAGUGCUUUAUUUAUUACUAACUAGUGCUUUAUUUAUUACUAACUAGUGCUUUAUUUAUUACUAACUAGUGCUUUAUUUAUCACUAACUAGUGCUUUAUUUAUUACUAACUAGUGCUUUAUUUAUUACUAACUAGUGCUUUAUUUAUUACUAACUAGUGCUUUAUUUAUUACUCGAAGCUUUUCAUCACCUGCUGGUCAGAAGGAGGAAGUGCACAGGUUGUGAUGUCAUCAGAUGAGGAUGUUUCUCUUCCCAUACACUCGAAUUUCAUUGGUCACCGUGAUGAUGUAAUUAGAGCUAACCGUCUAGUGACGAGUGUGAACGGCAGAGACGUGCUGGUUGUUCACCACCAGGGGGAGCUUCACGCUCUGGAUGCACGCUGCUACCAUGCUGGAGGUCCCCUACAGAAUGGAGAUAUUGAGGAGGUAGCAGGGUGUGUGUGUAUUGUGUGUCCGUGGCAUAAAUAUAAGAUCAGUGUGUGUGAUGGUGAAGGUGUUUACCAGGCUGUAGAUCCUUCAGUGAAGCCUCUGAAACCACGCUGGUGCACCAAAGGGGUCAAACAGAGAGUGCACAAGGUGACCGAGAUCAGAAGUCGUGUGUACAUCACCCUCAACACUUCACCUGAACACCUUGAGUCCGACCAGUACCAGACUCCAAUGUACAGAGACACACUGCACAGGAACAGGAAGUGACAUCAGAGGAACCGGUUGCCCAUGCUUGUAGUGUUGGUGAGGUUAAAGGACAUCUAGAAAAACUCUAAAGUAAAUGUGGAUGAUCACUGGUUUAAGUCGUCAGCCAUCUACAGCUGCUGCAGUACACAGUGAAAGGAGACGACGCUCCUCAGGACCACAUCUGGUUUCUGGAACCUCAGUGUUUAUUUUCACCUGCAUGAUUUUGUUUACAUCAGUACUGAGUAUUAUUCUGAUUAUGUUGUGAGUUUCUCAGAAUAAAAAUGGUUUAUGGUUAAA
Molecule: messenger RNA, 979 nt
Organism: Tachysurus fulvidraco (yellow catfish)
Lineage: Eukaryota; Metazoa; Chordata; Actinopteri; Siluriformes; Bagridae
Product: Rieske domain-containing protein
Exons: 4
Coding region: 236-703 (155 amino acids)
Molecular function (GO): 2 iron, 2 sulfur cluster binding
Source: RefSeq, a predicted model, not a curated record